GUUCAUGGGUAGGCAAACAUGGAAGAUGGCGUAUGAGUCACCAGAAAAUCAACAACCUGGUGCUCCAUUUGAAUGUCUCAGUAUUCCAAUUGUGCUAAAAAAGGUACCUCUACAGAAUUCCGAUGGGACCACAACAUUGAAAUGCGGGUUUCGGAUAGGAGGCGGCAUCGACCAAGACUAUAAGAAGAGUCCACAUGGGUAUAAAGAUAAUGGCGUCUACGUCACGUACGUCCAAGAGGACAGCCCAGCGGCGGGGGCCGGUUUACAAACUCAUGAUAAAAUAUUGCAGGUAAACGGUUAUGACUUCACCAUGGUCACGCAUAAGAAGGCGGUGGAAUACAUUCAGAAGUUUGAUAUCCUAAACAUGCUAGUAACGCGACCAGGAGUCCCACCACUACAGUAGCACCAUCUGGCAGCAGACUUUUGUAACGUUUGGGCACUGACUAAAAAUACCUAUGUUAUUUUUUGUCAGUGAUUUGGGUAAACAAAGUUGUUGUGCAUAUUUACUUGAAUAUAGAAAAAGAUUAGCAAGCGAAAUUUAUUGGCAUGCACAUUACUUGGUGUAUAUUGCAUGUUCAAAGUUAAAAUGUAUUUUAUAAUUAUUGAAUAUCUAACAUUUUACUUAAUGUAGCGAAUCGAUGUGGAAGUUGUGAUCACUGUUUAUAAUCGUAAUUUUGUUAGGUGUAAAAUAUUAAUCGUACAGCUGAUAGCUUGUGAGCCUGUAGCUGCCUUGUAGCUUGCUAUAGCCAUGCCAACAGAUAUAAGUGGCUGUACGGUAUUGGAACCAAGCGCCUGGGUCUGUAAAUGAAAGUGGACCAAUUUGUUUUGUUACAGAGUAUUUUUCUGUCCCCUGGAUUUGAUAUAUUGUUGUCAUCAGUGUACGUUUAUUACGUAUCGGUGCACGGCUUUGCUGAAUAUCCACGCGUACGUGUUUUGCCCAUUUUAGGUGGUCAUGGUGCCUUGUGGAGGUUGUAUCUUGUUUAUAUUAUAGACACUUUCGAAAAAAAAUCGAGGCAAAAUCAAAUGAUAACUUUGGCAAUUCACUGUGAGCUCAACCAGCAAGGCUCUGCUGCCCCUUUUCAUAAUAAUAUUAAUUAAUAUGUACUUGUUUUUAUAUCAGGCCUAAUGUUGUAGGCCUAAAUCGCACGCGAAUCGUUCUAAAAAAAUAAUGCUUACAAAUAUGGUAUGCUUCAGUUUGUCAAUGUAUGACUCUGCAGUGAAAUUUUCGAUGGAUUCUUGUAAAUUGAGAUUAUUUAUUUUGAGCAAUCCGUGUUGUGCCCAUGCCAUGUAACCACGCACAGAGACAGCUAGAGCUGUGGCGACCAGACGAUAAGCCAUCUGUGCUGUGGCGGAUGCAGAAUCGAAAUGCGAAUCAUUA
Messenger RNA from Priapulus caudatus, 1378 nucleotides. RefSeq lists its product as uncharacterized. The record is from RefSeq and is a predicted model, not a curated record. Gene Ontology annotation, cellular component: postsynaptic membrane; postsynaptic density; adherens junction. Gene Ontology annotation, molecular function: protein binding. Gene Ontology annotation, biological process: neurotransmitter receptor transport postsynaptic membrane to endosome; neurotransmitter receptor transport, endosome to postsynaptic membrane. The transcript is spliced from 6 exons. NCBI's taxonomy places the organism in Eukaryota, Metazoa, Priapulida, Priapulimorpha, Priapulimorphida, Priapulidae. The coding region runs from base 5 to 403 and encodes 132 amino acids.